CAGGCUGGGAGCAGCUGACUCCAGAGCUCCCGCUCAUGUGACCACCACGGCUCCCCGUUCUGGGUUCUCGUCUCCAGCCAGGGUGGGCACUUGCGGAGCCGCUUCUGUGGGGAGCAGCAGCAGCACACUGAGGGGAGUGGAGAGAUUAAUCAGUGACAGGAAGCGGAGUCUUGUCCAGAGUGGUGACCCUUUGUGGUCAGACUGAUCUUUGCGAGCCCGCCCCUGGAGUUUCUCCUGCUUUCUGCCUGCCGCUCAUCCACCUGCUUCCACCAUGUGGAUCCUUAGGGUCUUCCUGGUCCUGCUGGGGGCCCUGGGGGCUCUCUCCGAGUUCUGUGUCAUACCACCGUUGGAUAGUAAGCUGGUGGAGCGUCUUGGCCAACACCUCUUACCCUGGAUGAACAAGCUGUCCUGGGAGCACCUGAACCCCAGCAUCUAUGUGGGCCUGCGCCUCUCCAGCCUGCAGGCCGGGAGCAAGGAAGAGUUCUACCUGCACAGCCUCAAGCUCUAUUAUCAACAGUGCCUUCUAGGCCCCACCACCAGGGAUGUCAACAGUGACUGCUCCACCAAGCCUUCCAUGGGCCAGCUGGCCCUCUACAUGCUCGCUCUCAGGGCCAACUGCGAGUUCAUCAGGGGCCGCAAGGGCGACAGGCUGGUCUCACAGCUCAAGUGGUACCUGGAGGAAGAGAAGAGCGCCAUCGGACACAGUCACAAAGGCCAUCCCCAUACCAGCUACUACCAGUAUGGCCUCAGCAUCCUGGCCCUGUGUGUCCACAAGAAGCUGGUCCAUGACCAAGUGGUCGACAAGCUCCUGUAUGCUAUGGAACAUGACCACCACCUCCACUUGGACCCUUUCUCAGUGGACACAAUGGCCAUGGCCGGCUUGGCCUUUACCUGUCUGGAGCUCUCUUACUUCAACCCCAAUCUAAGACACCAGAUCUCCACGGCUAUCAGGACAGUGCAAGAGAAGAUCCUGAAGGCCCAGACCCCUGAGGGCUACUUCGGGAAUAUGUAUAGCACUGCACUGGCACUGCAGUUCCUAAUAUCCUCUCCCAUGUCUGGGGCGAAGCUGGGCACUGCAUGCCUUAAGGCGAGGGCAGCUCUGCUGGGCAGCCUGCAUGAUAAAACCUUCCAGAAUGCUGUCAUGAUUUCCCAGCUCUUGCCUGUCUUGAACCUCAAGACCUAUGUGGACCUCAUCUCCCCAGACUGCCAGGCACCAAGAGUGAUGUUGGUAGCAGCUCCUGAGGAUCCCUCCUUCAGCCACACCCCAGAGAUCAUCAGUGUUACGCUGAAGGUCUCCAGCGUCUUGCCGCCCUACCAUAAAACCAUCCCAAUGGUGUCUGGGUCCACUUUGGAAGACGUUCUGAGUAGAGCCCAGGAGCUAGGAGAAUUCACGUAUGGAACCCGGGCCUCCUUGUAUGGUCCCUUCCUGACAUCUGUGAUGGGUAAAGUAGCUGGAGACCGAGAGUUCUGGCAGCUCCUCCAAGUCCCUGACAUCCCUCUGCUACAAGGUAUUGCUGAAUACAAACCACAGGAUGGAGAAACCAUCGAGCUAAGACUGGUUAGCUGGUAGCCCUGAGCUCACACCUGCAGUCUUGCAUACUCCACAGGCUUCUGUCCUCCUUCCUGACCCUGUAGCCACCUCCUAUGAAUUUGGAACGAUGUCCCCCAGGUCACCUCACCUACCAACUCUGCGAGGAUCUGAGCCUCAGCUCACACUGCAGCAGGGUGCCAAGCACCUCCCCUGGAAAGCCUGGCCCUGGCCCACAGGUGUCAGGAAGUCUUCGGUGUGAAGGACCUGUGGCUCUCAGACUCCUCCACAGGAGGAGGAAAGGAAGUCUGUUGGCCGCAACAUUGUGAAUACAACUGCCAUGGGCCUGGGGUCCUGCCAGGAGGUCUUCACGCCCCAGGGGCUACAGCCCUGACUCCAGGUCUCUAAUCUGUUGUCAAAGCGGUGGUCCUAGAGCUUGGCUGGUGAGGCCUCGGCAAGGUUGCUCGAUGCCCACCUCUGAAAUUAUUAAAGUCUUGAUUGUCUGAGCA
Molecule: messenger RNA, 2037 nt
Organism: Octodon degus (degu)
Lineage: Eukaryota; Metazoa; Chordata; Mammalia; Rodentia; Octodontidae
Gene: Tcn2
Product: transcobalamin 2
Exons: 10
Coding region: 272-1570 (432 amino acids)
Biological process (GO): cobalamin transport
Molecular function (GO): cobalamin binding
Source: RefSeq, a predicted model, not a curated record